AAGGAAGACAUAAGACCCCACGGCUGAUCUGCUGCUUGGAAGUUCUUGAUCUCUUUUGUUGCAAACUUCAUGUUGAACAUAUAUCAUCUAUUCACGCAUUUAUUUUUUACAAAUUCUCAGCUCUUUUGUGUGCUAUAGAGUUUGCGAGGGUGCAUGCUUUUAGUACUGUUUGUUCUCCAUUUCCUGACUAAUGUCAUCUGCCGACGCAGCUAUUGUUGUUGUCAGCUUGGUAGUCAUCGUUGUAAAGAUUGCUAUUUUGGUUGCGGUAUGCAAGAGAAGAGCUGGAAAUGGUAGCAACACUGUUACUUCGGACGACUCACGAUUUCUGACGCUGACCAUGGAUAAAUUUCUCAACGACAUGGAAAGAGAGAAACCAAUCAGAUUUACCUCUCAGCAGCUCAGGAUCGCAACAGACAACUUCACUAAUUUGUUGGGUUCUGGAGGGUUUGGAUUGGUCUAUAAAGGGAUCUUUAGUAACGGAACCAUAGUGGCAGUGAAGGUUCUAUAUGGGAGCUCGGAUAAGAGGAUUGAGGAACAAUUCAUGGCGGAAGUUAGUACAAUUGGAAGAGUUCAUCAUUUCAAUCUGGUUCGUCUUUAUGGUUUCUGUUUUGAGAAGCACAUGAGAGCACUUGUUUAUGAGUACCUGGGGAAUGGUUCGCUUGACAGGUACUUAUUCAGUGAAAACAACAUCUUAGGAUUCGAAAAGCUUCAUGAGAUUGCAAUUGGGACAGCCAGAGGGAUUGCUUACUUGCACGAAGAAUGUCAGCAGAGAAUAAUCCAUUAUGAUAUAAAACCAGGAAAUAUUCUCUUGGAUGCAAAGUUCUUUCCAAAAGUUGCUGAUUUCGGUUUGGCCAAGCUCUGUAACAGGGAAAAUACUCAUAUCACUAUGACAGGAGGAAGGGGGACUCCUGGUUACGCUGCACCAGAAAUGUGGAUGCCAUUUCCCAUAACCCACAAGUGUGAUGUAUACAGCUUUGGGAUGCUAUUAUUUGAAAUCAUAGGUAGAAGAAGGAACCUAGACAUCCAUCUUUCAGAGAGCCAGGAAUGGUUCCCAAGGAGGAUCUGGAAAACGUUUGAAGAUGGAGAACUAGGAAAAUUGACCAAAGUUUGUGGAGUGGAGGAGAAUCAUAGAGAAAUGGCAGAAAGAAUGGUUAAAGUAGCUCUCUGGUGUGUUCAGUAUAGGCCUGAAUCCAGGCCUAUGAUGAGUGUUGUGGUGAAGAUGUUGGAAGGAGCAGUAGAUAUUCCAACACCUUUAAGUCCAUUCCAGCACAUGUUGGAUGUUGCUCCUUGCCCAAAUGCAUCUUCCAAUCCAUUACAGACUGAUAGCACAUUUGAUUCGGAAUAUUCAUCUCAAAUGGUUACAAGAUCUGGCUUUGUAUGUGCUACUCCUGUGAUGAGGAAAUAUGAGAUUGAAAUAGCCUAUAUAUAGUUAGGUGGCUGAUGAAGAGUAUGUGUGUGUGUGAUUGCGAGAUCAGUGUUCUAAUUUUCAGUUAUGAAUUCAAGGAUACCUUUUUUCUGUUUAUACCAGUACCGAAAUUCAUAAUGUGCUAUUUGAUUAGUUA
Molecule: messenger RNA, 1562 nt
Organism: Alnus glutinosa
Lineage: Eukaryota; Viridiplantae; Streptophyta; Magnoliopsida; Fagales; Betulaceae
Product: rust resistance kinase Lr10-like
Exons: 2
Coding region: 191-1429 (412 amino acids)
Biological process (GO): protein phosphorylation
Molecular function (GO): ATP binding; protein kinase activity
Source: RefSeq, a predicted model, not a curated record